This is a messenger RNA of Hirundo rustica (Barn swallow), 6954 nucleotides long. It is a transcript of the gene SETD7, whose product is annotated as SET domain containing 7, histone lysine methyltransferase. NCBI's taxonomy places the organism in Eukaryota, Metazoa, Chordata, Aves, Passeriformes, Hirundinidae. Gene Ontology annotation, cellular component: chromosome. The record is from RefSeq and is a predicted model, not a curated record. The coding region runs from base 84 to 1184 and encodes 366 amino acids. Gene Ontology annotation, biological process: regulation of DNA-templated transcription. Gene Ontology annotation, molecular function: protein binding; histone H3K4 monomethyltransferase activity. The transcript has 8 exons.
CGUGGGGCGCGCGCGCCCGCGCCCGGUCCCGCGGCUGCGCCCUGCCCGCGCCCGCCGCCGCCGCCGCCGCCGCCGCCGCCGCCAUGGACAGCGACGAGGAGACGCUGGAGGAGAUCGUGGAAGGGCAUCUAGAUGACGAUGGGCUGCCACAUGGAUUCUGUACAGUGACCUAUUCAUCGACGGACAGAUUUGAAGGAAAUUUUGUGCACGGAGAAAAGAAUGGCCGCGGCAAAUUCUUCUUUUUUGAUGGCAGCACCCUGGAGGGGUACUACGUUGAUGACGCGCUGCAAGGCCAGGGAAUCUACACCUACGAGGAUGGGGUGGCCCUUCACGGCACCUACGUGGACGGGGAGCUGAACGGCCCGGCCCAGGAGUACGACAGUGACGGGCGGCUGAUAUUCAAAGGGCAGUACAAAGACAACACCCGCCACGGAGUCUGUUGGAUUUAUUACCCGGACGGAGGCAGCCUUGUGGGAGAAGUGAAUGAAGACGGGGAGAUGACUGGAGAGAAAAUAGCCUAUGUGUAUCCUGAUGGAAAGACUGCAUAUUCCGGAAGGUUCAUAGAUGGAGAAAUGAUAGAAGCAAAACUGGCAACCCUGACAGCUGUUGAGGAUGGGAAACCUCAGUUUGAAGUAGUACCAGGCAGCCCAGUAUACAGUUUUGACAAAUCUACUUCAUCCUGCAUUUCUACAAAUGCCCUUCUUCCUGAUCCUUACGAAUCAGAGAGGGUGUAUGUGGAUGUCUCUCUCAUUUCCAGUGCUGGAGAAGGAUUGUUUUCAAAAAUAGCAGCAGAAGCCAGUACGGUGAUGUCCUUCUAUAACGGAGUGCGAAUUACACACCAGGAGGUAGACAGCCGAGACUGGGCCCUCAAUGGGAAUACAAUAUCCCUGGAUGAUGAGACGGUGAUAGAUGUGCCAGAGCCCUACAACCACGCUGCCAAGUACUGUGCCUCCCUGGGGCAUAAGGCCAACCAUUCCUUCACUCCUAACUGCACCUAUGAGCCGUUCGUUCAUCCUCGUUUCGGGCCCAUCAAGUGUAUCCGCACCAUCAGGGCCGUGGAGAAGGACGAGGAGUUGACGGUGGCUUACGGCUACGAUCACAACCCUGUGGGGCAGAACGGGCCCGAAGCACCGGAGUGGUACCAGCUGGAACUGAAAGCUUUCCAGGCUGCCCAGCAAAAGUGACACGGGGAGCAGCUUCUCCGUUCAGCAAACUGAAACAGAAACUUGGAUCUAUGCACUACCUUUCUACCGAAAACUGGACAACCAGGGAUUGUUCAUGCUGUUGCAUCAUAACCUUGCAUUCUGUGUUAAGAGAUAAGUUCCUUGGAUACUAACUAGGUUUGACUGUGUUACUCAUAGCAGAUUUAAAAAUUAGCUAGCAUCGCACCGGUCUUAUCUGAAGAAAUUAUUUAAUAUUCUAUACGAGAUGUGGUAUUCUUUGGUAGCUUCUGCUUUUGCACCAUAUGCAAAGAUGCCAAAAGACUAGGAAGAAACAAAAAUGGGUGUAUCAUUCACUUUUAGUCGGCAGACUUAGUGUUGCUCUCUAUCUGCCUAGGCAUUAUUGUGCAACUGCAUUUUGCAUAUAUGCCACUUGUGAUGAUAACAGUAAUAUUUUGAUAUUCUCUAAUAGUAGCAUAAUUUUGCCUUUUUAAACCUUUGAUCUGAAUCUUGCAAUAGAGCAGUUUAUUUAUUAUCAUAUAGGAGGCUGGGUUUUAACUCCCCUUUCCUCUUGUCUGAGCGUUGUUCUUUCUACAAAUCCUCUUUUGCAGGAGAAAAUCCUUUCUAACUAGUGGAAAGGCUUGUGUGUGUAUGUGAGAGUGCUGUGUGUUGGUCUCUGUGGCUCUCUAAAUAGUAUAGCGACAUGUCUAAACCUAGUAUUUAUCUAGCCUGUAUACGGCUGGCUUAUUUUAUUUAAUUUAUUAUUAUGACAUGCAAAUGAAGCUGUUCUUUGCAUGAAGAUUUUGUGAAAAGGAGAAGACAGGUUUGCCGUUGAAAGACUUCCAGAUGUGUUCUGGGAGGAAAUGCGCAUUACUUGCGUCGGUGUUGGUGAGUUGGUUUGUGCAUUUCACCUGUUCAAGCGGCCAGUUCUCAAGGCAAAAGGGAUGCUUGGAUCUCCCAUGGAUUCCAUGAAAGGAGGUGCAUGUGUUUGGGGGCAGACCAUAGUCCUUGGUGAAGGAGAGCUGUGUCUUUCCUGUGUGUUCACUUGACAGAACGACAUAGCCUUAUAGCCAUCUUUCAGUAGUUUUGGUUUAAUAUAGUUAAAUUAUAUUGAAUUAAUAUAAUGUGAGGUAUCCAAAUAAGAUUUUUUUUAAAAGAAGAAAAGAUACUAAAAGAUUGUUUUUGAAAGACAAACAAUGAAUGUAAAAACAUCACUCGAUGCGCAUAUUUAUAAACAGCAGUCGAACCCACAGCUUUGUUGAAGCCAACAGUGGGGGCUUGUGAAUAUUCAUCUGCAGGGUUGUGUUCUGGGGUUCUUCAGGGGUAGGGAAAUCGUGUGGUUUGUUGGAUACUGUACUGGUCUUGCCUAAUGCUGUGUAAGAGAGGAAAAGUGUAUUUUCUUGGUCUGGAUACUGGAGCCUUUCUGGGACUCUGAUGUUCUCCUUUGGAUUUAGCAGCUUAGGAGAAACUCAAAUGCAUUUGCAACACUUUCUUUAAACGUUUGUAGUUUUAAAAGGUUUGUAUAUAUGUAACAUAAAUGAUCUGGGAAUCAGACCUACCUUUCUAUUGCAACACAUUUUGGUUGCUCGCUUGAACUGUUGGAGGUGUGCGGGGAGCUGGGCAGGGAGAACGUGUGGGGUACCUGCAGGUAGAAGGAUGAGGCUGCUGUUCCGUGCAGGCUGGGAAUCCUUGCUUUGGUACCUGAGGAAAGUCAGGAAUUGCUCACGAGAACCUGGGGCUCCGUUCACUCCCCGUGGCUGCUCACAAACAUUUUCCAUCCCCUCGUCGCACAGCAGCUGCUCCGUGCGUGUGCUGGGCCGGGGGACAGGCAGGCUCGGGGUGCUGUGACACCCUCCGAGCAGCGAUGUGCACGUGAGCUGUGACAGAGACACAGCUGACCUCGCAGGGGAGGGAGGGCUGGCAAAGCUCAGCUGCCCAGCUUCACUGAACGAUUCUCAAAAGGAAAUGUGCAGGACUUCAUCCUUCCCUACCUGGCCGUAGGCUGUUACUUAAGGUCAUGAGCCGCUUAAGGGAAAGGAGGGAGCUCCUGUGUUACCUUGGGAUUAUUGUGCCAGGAUCGUGAAGUUUGCGACGUUGAGGCUUUAGACACAGGAAAGAGCAGAGGGAAGAUGUGACUGACCCCUGCUAAGGUUGUAUGGUAACUCCUUGCACAAUCUUGUUAGCCUGCUCUGGACUGCUGGCCUCUCACUGGGGAAUUGUGCUUAAAAUGUUCUGAUCCCUAGAGCUCCUUUCCCUUCAUUUCUGAUCAGUCUCUGAUUCCUCUGCUAAUCUCUUUGUGUGGAGUUGCUUAUGUUUUAAUAGAUUUGUCAGUCUUCAUAUUGCCUGAUUUUGAGAUAAAUAGAAUAUAGGUGCUCUUUGUGCAUCAGGCUAGAAGAUUGUAUCCUAAAGCAGGGAAAUUCUAGGGGGAAAAAAAGGCACUGAGGUGCCCUGUGUCUUCUUAAAAGAUUUGGUGAGAGUGAAGCAGACUCUUUUGUACAUGUGUGUAGCCUGAUGGGUAGCAUGCCACGGCUGUGGCUGUUACCUCUGUUACCUCUGCUGUCCUUCUCAGCUCUGUGAAAUCUGUUGGUCCUUCUACAGCUUCCUUCUUCAGCGACCGACCUUCUGUAAAAGUUGUGAUUACGGAGCUGCUUUGGCUUGAGUCAGGACCAAGCCUUUUAACUCUUCUUUGUUUUCCCUCUCCUCCUGGUCUCUUAGAGUGGAGGUGGCCGGGAGGGCUUUUGCCACUGGGUGGUGAAAGAGCUCUGUGCGUCCUUCGGAGGCGUGAGUUGGCAUCCCCUGGCUCAAACACAGCUUAGUUACAGAACUCCAAAUAAUGCCUUAACAGGUCAGUGUGCUUCUGGGGCUCGCUGGAGAGCAGGAGCAGCUUCACAGAGCUCCUCACUGGUAGUGUGUUGACACAUCCAUAGACACAAGACCCACACCCGACCACGGUUCUCAUUUGGGGCAGAGGAGGCACCACCUGACACAGCAAUCUUCUCGGGUGUGUAGGACGCAGCUGACUGCUGGUGAAUAUGCAAUAAGUAAAGAAGCUCCACUUCUUAGUCUGGCCAAAGACCUUUCCUGUCGGCACAGAAGCUGGGAGGAGAGCUGAUGCCUGUCAGCUGAGCCCGAGUGAGCCGCUGGCUCUCGGGAUACCCGUUGUCACUAAAGAGUAGCGUAGGAGAACCUGGAAUUGCUGCGUUUUUUCAGGUACAGAUCAGUUCCAAACAUCUGCCUGUGGUCUGCAGUGCUGCACGUGGCUUCUCUGUGAUGGGAGGGUUGCUUUGAGCUCCUUUGUGAGAAGCCUGUAUCACCCUGUACUAGGAGGCUGCUGAUCAUCCCUUUAAAAGAAAUAUAAAACCUGAAGGGGAUUUCCCUGCGAUGGCAGCACAGGGUUUUGUCACCAACAGUAUAGAAGCUUUGUUUUCUGGAAGUGGCUACUCUUGGAGACGAGAGCCAGAAAAGUUACAGCUGAGAGCUGCCUGCUGCUGGGGUCACUCCACUGGAUAAGAAGAAGGAAAAGGGCUUAGGCCGUGGAGGGGGUGUCUGAAGUUGAGUCUUGUGCUAUAAUUCUACUUUAUGGGGAUCCUGAUUUUCUUUUAACAAACCUGAAAAGGAUUUUCUUCCUUUUUUUUUUUUUUAAUAUUAAUUAUAUAAAACUGACCCUUACAUAAAUGCCUGUAAAUCUUGACUGCUGAAAAAGUCGAAGGAAAUACGUGGAAAUGGCUUUUCAGCUUGUGAGAGCUUUCUGUCUUUUCCCACGGUUGCCACGAUUGCCUCCUAGUGUCUCCUGGGGUGGGCCAUGCUUUUGAUCAGGCGAAGCUCCUGGGGGGUUUUGGGAGCUUUGGGAGGCCGUGGCGGGGUGAGGCUGCGUGUUUUGGGAGCCACUAGGCGGGCUGCUCCUUGGCACAGCCUGUCCGGAUGCCGAAGCGUGGCGCAUGGAUGGCGGUGGGGUUUUUCCCCAGGGGUCUUGCAGCAUGUUGCUAGAAGCUGGAAGCAACGUGCUAGGAGAAGCAGGAGCUCUCUCGGGGAUCUCUUGCCCUCUGUCAGAGCAGAGUGGCCGACACAUCCCACCUGCUAGGAGAAACUCCAAAAUUGCGGAAAUUGCCGCUUUUUGUUUCCUUCCCAGCUGUGUGCCCUUGUCCUGCAGUCCAAGCAGUGCUCACCACUGGGUUGUGCCAGGGGUGCAGCGGUGUCGCUUCUGCCCCAGGGACCUCUGUGAUUGGUGUCCUUUCGCUCAGUUUGAUGGUGUCUAGGGAAACGCUGCUGUUUCACGUAGAACAUUACACAGAGCCGAGAAUCUGCUGCUUUGUUCUCCUGUGGCCCAGCAGAAUUGCUGGAGCUGUGGGUGCCUGAGGACUUCACCUCCAAGCACUUAAAAAGACCAAAUUGCUUUGGAAGCAAUCUCCUUACAUGCUGAGGUGCUGCCUGUUCCUCACUUGCGCUGCGCUGCUGCGUGCCAAGAGCAUCCAAAGCGAGGAGAGCGGGCGUGGGAGCAGCUUCAUCUGCGAGUGGAAAUGGGCUUCACCCGCAGUGAACUUGUUCCUUUUGCUUCCUGUAAUGGAAACAUGAGAACUGUAUUUUUGGACAAAGAAUUUCUAAGCAGUCUUAUAAGGGAUUUUGGGGUGGGGGGGGAGGUUUAAGGAAAAAAAAGGUGCAAGAUUAAGUGCAUGUUUACUUGCCCCAGAUCAAAGGUUUUGAACACCAAGGUCACUCUCUCUUGAAUGGACCUUCCUCUGUCUUUGGGCAGUGGAACUUCCUGCCCUUUUCCUCUUUACCAUUUUACUGUAACUGUCUUUUUUUUUUUCCCCAAGAGAAAUAUCUAUACAAAAAUUAUAAGCAAUUAAAUAUUCAAGCCAUAAAAUCAUGAGUGUGGGAAGACCCGCUUUACGAGUUUUAACAUUUGUACUUAAAAUGAUGUUUGUAUGAAAUAUUUUCAUGGUAGAAUGAAUAUUUAAACAAAAAAGCUUCAGUAAGAUCUAAACCAGAUUUAAAGGGAUGUCUUUUUGUAAGAUGCAAGCCUAAUUGAAUACCAGUAAGUAGAUUUUUUUUUUUUUUCUUUUUAAGGGGAGCUGCAACAAAUGAUCCUUACAAUUGCAAAUGGUUGUUUGUGCUCUUUGGGGAGGUAUUUAUGCAGUGUUACGUGCAGCCGCCAUAAAUUAUUGCAAUAGCAAGGCUAGUCACAUCUUUGAGAUGUACCUCUCAGCUUGUCCCCUCUGGAUACCGUACAAACAGCCCAUCCCUCCUUUCUGUAGAUCCCCUUCUAGAAAACUUUUCCUACUGCAGCUGUAACAAACUUAACUCUGAGCUAAGAACCCGACUAAAAUUGUGUAUUACUUAACAGUUUCUGCUGGGCCUUCUGCUGUUUUAAUACUCUUUAGCCCAUGAUUAGUGGGUGUCUCUGUUCUGAAGAACUAAGUGCUAAAGAAUAAUCUUUGGGGUAAGCUUACACGUGUGUUAACAGUUCACCCCGGAGUAUUUCACUUGUGUACAGUACUUGAUAGGUGUUUUAUGACAUUUGUACUCGAACUAUGAGCCUUACUGAACAUCUGUAAGUUUAUUCAUGACUUUUAAAAAAUGGAUAACUCUAAGAAAGAUGUUUACAUGAAUGAUGAUUGCCCUUCCUUUGAUGUUAUGAAUGAGGUUUUUAUAGUGUGUUUGGGCGUAUGUGCAAGGAAGCAAGAAAAGUGUUUCUGGGGAAAAACAGACUUGACAAACAUUUGUAAUAAGUGAAUUUUAAAGAUUGCUUUAAUUGCGCUAUGAAGGCAAUGCAAAAAUAAAAUAUUCAACAGAA